AUGAGUCGGAAGGAAGGAGAGGAGAAGGGAUUGCGCUCUAAGUGGUGGAAGUAUUUCACCAAAGGAAAGGGCGACCUAGCCAUCUGCACGCUGUGCAAGGCUGAAGUUGCGAAGGGAGGAGGGACGACUAACCUCAAAAACCACAUCAAGCGCCACCAUUUUUCGGAGUACUUCGUGCUCAACAACAUGCGCAGUACAGACGCGGAUCGUUCUGCGGACGACGAGGACCAAGCCUUUGACGGCGAUGAAGUGGCAAGGAUCACGAUGGCGUCCCCAGGGGCAGCGUCAACGUCGUCCUCCCCAUCUCCAACUCCAACACCUCCGCCGCUGUCGCCGUCGCCGGUUCCGGUCAGCAUUCGCUCACCAUCACCAUCUCCAAUGAAAUCUAAGAAAUCAACAGGCCUUGGCCGCCAGACCUCCAUCACCGAUUUUAAGAUUCCAGACAGCAAGUCGACCGACAGAUUGCACAUGCAUGUGGCUUAUUUUGUAGCCACCUCCAAUUUGCCUCUUAGUUUGGUGGAGAAGGAGGGAUUCAUCCGCUUGUGCCACACCCUACGGCCCGGAUACAAGCCACCAGGCAGAAAGGCAUUGACUAACAAUUACAUCCCGAAACUGUACUUGAGCACGAAGGAAAACAUUGAAAGUAUGUUGGCGGAGGCGAACUGGGUUGCCCUAUCCUCUGACACUUGGACAUCAGUGGCCGACGAUUCAUAUGUUGGUCUUAGUGCCCAUAUGAUUGACAACAAGUGGCAGCUUUUCGCCUUCACUCUCAACUGCAGAGCUUUUAAUGAAGACCAUACUGGUAUCAAACUCAAGGAGUGGUUUAAUGAAACCCUUAGGGACUGGCACAUUGAUUUGAACAAAGUGGUCAGUGUUUCGAUCGACAAUGGGGACAACAUACGACUGGCUGUGGACCUUCUGGGCAAGCCGAGCAUGCGCUGUUUUGGGCACACACUACAAACAGGCAUAACUGAUAUCGCCGAUCUUGACAGUGUGUCCAAGCUUAAGACGGCUUCUCACAAAAUGCUCAAUUUCUUUAGCAGUACAAAGGUUUGGAACAGGUAUGAAGCGUUUGUCCAGAAAACAUACGACGUGUCUCCCAAAGCGUUGCCUCACCCUGUGAAGACUCGCUGGUGGAGUGAGCUACCACUUCUUCGGGUCCUUAGAGAUGAAGAACCGUUCCACCGCGCGUUUUUAGCUGACUAUGACUCAGGGAGGCACCUUGGCGUACGAUUGAGCGAGGAGAACAUGCGGACUCUUAAUCUGUAUCUCUCUACUUUGGAGCCUAUCGAGGAGCUCUCCACCGUGCUGUCAGCUGACCAGUACGUCACUGCCAGUGCAGUUUUGCCAGUGAUGUAUGGCCUGGAGAAAAUGGCGGAGCGGCUUCAGAACUCUGGCGCCUCUUUUGACAAUCUGGAUGAGAAUCAAGAUGCGGCGGCGGCGGACAUGCUCAAGCUCAUCCUCAGGAAGGUCCACAAGCGCUACAGCCCGAGCGGGGCCGAGAAGGACGCGGCGGAAACUGGCGGCGAGGCGCGCGGGCCUGUGCGCAACUGCGACGUGAAAGGCAGAGAGACGCUCUACAAGCUUCUAGUUAAAUGCUCAUAUCUAGAUGCUAGGUUUCGGGACGAUUUAACUGCUGAGGACCGCAAGUGCGCUGCCGAGCAGCUCAUGGAAGAGAUUGAAGAAUCCGUCGCCGUCAGCAAACAAAAAGGAAAGAGGAGCACCACCACCUCAACCCCUGAGUCCGAGUCCCCGCCGCCAAAAAAAUCAAGGGGCAUUGCCUCAAUUUUUAAUAAACUUGCUGGCGGUUCCGGAGACAGUGAAGUGAGUGAGGAAGAAUCACUGGAGGUGCGGCUCGCCAAAGAAAUGAGCAAGUACGAUCUGGUAUCGGUGGCCAAAGAUGAAGACAUUCUUGCUUGGUGGCGCCUGCAUGAAAGUAGUUUUCCCCUGCUUGGAGGUUUGGCCAAAAAAUAUCUAGCCAUCCCGGCCACAUCAACCGAAUCUGAGAGAAUUUUUAGCUUCGCAGGUAUUGUCAUAAGCAAGCUGCGAAGUUGCCUAGCUGGCAGUAACGCCGAAAAAUUGAUCUUCUUGGGGAUGAACAAAAGAUUUGUACCAAUGUAA
Frankliniella occidentalis (western flower thrips) is the source of this 2121-nucleotide messenger RNA. RefSeq names its product E3 SUMO-protein ligase ZBED1-like. The transcript is spliced from 6 exons. NCBI's taxonomy places the organism in Eukaryota, Metazoa, Arthropoda, Insecta, Thysanoptera, Thripidae. The coding region runs from base 1 to 2121 and encodes 706 amino acids. The record is from RefSeq and is a predicted model, not a curated record. Gene Ontology annotation, molecular function: DNA binding; protein dimerization activity.